UUUGCUUCUUUCAAAUUUGUAGGUGACUGUGGUGACCACCGGCCCCUGCAUUCCUUAACUGCUCCUGUGAGUUCCUAACCAAUUCAAACAGUCCUAAAUCCUCACCAUGGAGCCCAACAAAGUUCAGUCUGAAGGAGGGCUCAAUGUCACUCUGACUAUCAGACUCCUCAUGCAUGGCAAGGAGGUUGGCAGCAUUAUAGGCAAGAAAGGGGAAACUGUGAAGAAGAUGCGUGAGGAUAGUAAUGCACGCAUAAAUAUUUCAGAGGGGAAUUGCCCAGAGAGAAUAGUUACCAUCACAGGACCCACAGAUGCCAUAUUCAAGGCCUUUGCUAUGAUCGCAUACAAGUUUGAGGAAGAUAUCAUUAACUCUAUGAGCAAUAGCCAGGCUACUAGUAAGCCUCCAGUGACUUUGCGUUUGGUGGUGCCGGCCAGUCAAUGUGGCUCUCUAAUUGGGAAAGGAGGCUCCAAGAUCAAGGAGAUGAGGGAGUCUACAGGGGCUCAAGUGCAAGUGGCUGGAGACAUGCUGCCCAAUUCUACUGAGCGGGCAGUCACUAUCUCAGGUGCUCCAGAGGCCAUUAUCCAGUGUGUGAAGCAGAUCUGUGUGGUCAUGUUGGAGUCCCCACCCAAAGGUGCCACAAUUCCAUACAGGCCGAAGCCUGCCACUGCACCAGUCAUCUUCUCUGGGGGCCAGGUAAGGGCAGACACUCUGACAGCACCAGCCACAGCCAACCUCAGUCUGUUACUGCAGCAUCAGCCUCUGCCUGCCUACACCAUUCAGGGACAAUACGCCAUCCCACACCCAGACCAGUUGACAAAGCUCCAUCAGCUGGCUAUGCAGCAAUCCCCCUUUACCUCCCUCGGACAGACCACCCCCGCUUUCCCUGGUGUGGAUGCCAGUUCACAGGCCAGUACUCAUGAACUCACCAUUCCAAAUGAUCUAAUAGGCUGCAUAAUCGGACGUCAAGGCACCAAAAUUAAUGAAAUCCGUCAAAUGUCUGGUGCUCAGAUCAAAAUUGCUAAUGCCAUGGAGGGGUCAUCAGACCGUCAAAUCACCAUUACAGGAACACCUGCCAACAUCAGCCUGGCACAGUACCUCAUAAAUGCCAGGUUCAGAGAUGUGGCAGCCAUGUGGACUGACCCUUCAACCAUGACAACCUCCUGAAGUCACAUUAUGCUCUGUUUAUCGAAGACGUUCUGGUCUUAAACUGUUUUCUGGCCUCAUCAGUGUUCUUAAAACCUGAGAAUUAAUAUAGUCAGACAUUUGUGUCUCAGGAUUGCUGAACUACAUUAAGUGUAAUUAGUUAAAUUUAUCCAUUCCAUAGAAUAACAGAAAAACAAAACAUAGCUUCACCCAACAGGGACCUCUCUGCAAACUGUAUUUAUUGUCUACAUGGAAGGUCUCUGCAGUAAAAAGUAUUCUAAUAAGCAACCUGUAUGUAGGCAAUUUUGGAAUUGUGUCUGUGUACAAGAAUAUGAUGCAUUGUCUUAUUAAUUAGAUAUAGUUUUGAGUUUUAGCACAGAAACUUAGCAUGCUGAAUGUCUAGCAGUUGUUAUUGCUCUUAUUUAUUUAAAUGCUUUCUCAAUAUUUUACAGUACUUUAAAUAUGUAUUCAAGUUAUCAUACAUGUAAUGUGAGCAAUAAAUUGUAUUAAAAUAUGCUUCUUUUAACUUCAGUAAGUGGUAAAACAGGUGGUUUAGAAAAAGACUAAUCUGAUUUCCAGUAAAUUUAAAUUAUGGUCACACCUUUGUAGAUUUAUUGCUGGUUCAUAAUUUGUAACAAAAGAAUUAUUUCAUACAGUGCAUGAUAUCCAUUUUUUUUCUUCUGGUCCUGAUACAAUUGUCUGUUCAACAUUUGUACAAUUACAAACCAGGUGAUCUUGUCAUGUGUGAUUUAAUGAUUUUUCAGCCUUUCAAAAAAAGACCUGAUUGUUUAACUUUUGUCAUUUUAAUUGGCUAAACAUUAUUAAUGUUGACUGUGCUUCAAGUAACUGUAAUAGUUUCAUGAAGCAAUGUACUUUGUUUACAUCUUUGUUUAAUGCUGUGUUGUGCACUGCAAUAAUGUGAAUAACUGAAAGUGUCAGACAUAAGUAGUCUAGACAAAAGUAAGAUUAACUAAUUCAUCAGUGGACCACAGAAGAAUCGAAACUUUUUGGCAAUGCAGCUGUGAUUAUACAGUAAGGAAGCAAGUGAUAGAUUGAUUUGAAUGUAAUGAUGUGACUUUUUAACAGGUUAUUUGCUGUUAAGCUUGUCAAAUGUACACCCAGUUCCAGAUAGAUGAAACAACAGCCUACAGUAUAAAACACAUGCUCAAGGUCUUUAGGUUUUCUUUUCAAACUUGUCUCAAUAGCUAGUGAUUACAUUGUGAGUUGGAUUCACAAGUUGUAUAUCUACUGUAUAUGCUCUGUGUUAACAGUUCUCUGUUCAGAAUGUUUAUUAUUUAUAUCAAAGAAAUGGGCUUUGAUGAGUUAAAAUGUAAUGUAAUAAUUAUUUCAUUUAUGCAUUUUGGUGUUGACUUAUAUUUAAGAUUUUAUGUAAUGAUUUAUGUGACAUAAAAUGUCAUUUUACUGCAUUUCAAGAGUUCUUAAUAGGAAUCCAGUGAGUUCAUGUAUGUUAAUAUGUAUCUGUUUCUGUAAUUUCUAGUGGCUAAUAGACCAUUAAUUGUGACACAGUGACUUUUGUAUAUUCAUACCCCUAUAACAGGGUAUGAAUUUACAAGCAUUGCAAUUUUGAAUGUCUUAACACUCUUGGCAGUCGUUCUAUACAGUAUGACAUCUCAUGUAACCAGUUAUAGCACCAAAAUGAGUGACAGUGUACUUUAAUUAAAUUAAUAUGCUUAUUUUAUUUAGUGUUUUUUUUUCUUGUUUUAUAAAACAAGAAAACAAAUCCAUGCAGACUACAGUAUUUCCCACAAAGAAACUUUGGUUUCUAUGUUUGCUGCUGAAUGACUCAUGGUUUGACUUACAGAAUGCUUUCAUUUUCAUAUUCAUAUUAUUUUU
Messenger RNA from Cyprinus carpio (common carp), 2995 nucleotides. RefSeq names its product poly(rC)-binding protein 3. Gene Ontology annotation, biological process: regulation of gene expression; regulation of RNA metabolic process. Gene Ontology annotation, molecular function: mRNA binding. Gene Ontology annotation, cellular component: nucleus; cytoplasm. The record is from RefSeq and is a predicted model, not a curated record. The coding region runs from base 107 to 1162 and encodes 351 amino acids. NCBI's taxonomy places the organism in Eukaryota, Metazoa, Chordata, Actinopteri, Cypriniformes, Cyprinidae. The transcript has 12 exons.